AGGUGUUUAGAAUGACAAUCCAUCUUGAAAAUCUAUUAGAGCUAAGAACUGAGUAUCUGAUUAAACUGGAAAAUGUGAUCGUUGUAUCUUAUAUGUGCAUGGAGACUGGAGGAUACAGUUCAAAGGAAUUAGUUUUUGUUAAGACAAGCAAAGCCGAGUGUUGCAUGCGAUGACUAAGUUAGGCGAUUUUGUUUGUAGCCGCUGGACAAGGAUGAACGUUUGGGAGCUUGCCUUGCUAGUUUGUGCAGGAGGUGUCCUCUUCUAGGCAUAUUGUUUAGUGUUGUGCAGACUGGUUUUGUUAUGCGAAAGAGACAGUACCGUGUGAAAGUUCUGCUUUUGUCGGCCUGCUUUUGAGUUUUUCUUAUUCGCAAGAUCUAGAGCCCAUGUUUUUUUCGUCGAGAUCUGCUAUAGCAGGCAGUACAUGUUCAUGUGAUAUGAAGCGUGGUCCCUCAUAAAACUCAACUCCAAAAUCUGGAUAAAUUCUCUGAAUAAUGAUCAUCCAGUGAGUGCAGAAUGUAUGUUUAAGUAGCUUUUUCCGUUCCAGCCUCUAUCUGAUACUAUCAUCCCUUCCGCAUGUUUGAGUAAACAACUGUAGUAUGUGUCUGAAAAUGGUCCCUUUCGGUUGUAAUAUUAAAUAUGAAGUAAAUAAGAAAACCGAGCAACAAUAUCUGGGAACAUCUUCAGUUUGUGGGAUUAUACCACUUCCCAAUGCCAUGAGUUAGCUUUUCGAAUGUGUCAAGACCUUUGAAGGUGAAGUUUGUAUGGAAAGGUUUGUCUGACAUGUAAAUGAACAUUGAGCUAUCUCCACGCGUGCUAGGUGAAGCUUUUAGUGGCUGGUGGAUUUAUUUUCUUGUUUUCGUCAUUGCUCAACAUUCAAUUCUUGCUGAAUUAAGACCAAGUGUACUGAGUACAGUGAGAUCAUAUGGCCACUUGAUAGAUUGUGUUCUGAGAUUAGGAUCCCAUCGUUGUUUGAUUGCAUGACUUUUCUUACUGCUCUUUGUUCCGCUGAAUUUGAGGCCUGGGUAAAACUAAUGUCGGAUCAUGGAAUCUGCUCUGCAGAUUCUUCUACUCAUGUUAUGAUGGAACGAGAUACAGGCCGCCCGCGUGGAUUCGGCUUCUUGACUUUCGCUGACCGACGGGCAAUGGAUGACGCCAUCAGGGAUAUGCAUGGCAGAGAGCUCGGUGACCGAGUCAUCUCAGUCAACAAGGCCCAGCCCAAAAUGGGAGGCGAAGAUUCCGGUCCGGGCUAUGGAAGUUACUCGUCUGGCGGCAGAGGCAGCAACUAUGGUGGUGGAGGAGAUAAUAGGUCAGCGGGGCCCGACGAUUGCUUCAAAUGCGGCCGACCGGGGCACUGGGCCCGAGAUUGCCCGUCGGCAGGCGGCGGCGGUGGCAGAGGCACCCGCCCGUUCUCGCCGCCACGCUCUAGGUUCGGUGGGGCCGGUGGGCGUGGGGACCGCUAUGCAGACGAUAGAGACAGAUACGUGGAUGAUAGAUACGAUAGAGGCCGUUAUGGUGAUAGGGACCGUUACGACAGUAGAGAUGACCGAUAUGCGAGCCGUGAUCGAUUUGCUAAUGACAGGUAUGUACCGGCUGGAGAUAGGUUUCCCAUAGAUAGGUAUGGGGGGUCCGAGCGUUUUCCUCAGAAUGGUUAUGGCAAAGACAGAGGUUAUGAGAGAGAUGUGGGGCCCAGAGGCGGUGGUGACAGAUACGGGGGUGGAGGGGGGCCAGCCCGUUAUGAAGGAAGAAGCUAUAGGGAAAGGGCGGGGCCAUAUGACCGCCCGAGGAGGGGGGGUCGACCCCCUUCGGUGGGGCGUUACUGAAAGUCUCGAAUGUGUUUUUCUGCUGUUUCGAGAUAUUCUAAUGCUUUGUGUCUUUUGUGAAUUUUGGAUAUUGAGGUUUAUUUGUUUUGCUUUAUUUAGCCUUUUAGAAUCGGUGGAUGGAGUAAUUACAACUGACUUCGCUAUUUGCUUUAAUCUCGUAAUACACUUCCUAUCUUUGCUGUUU
Messenger RNA from Erythranthe guttata (spotted monkey flower), 2004 nucleotides. The record is from RefSeq and is a predicted model, not a curated record. NCBI's taxonomy places the organism in Eukaryota, Viridiplantae, Streptophyta, Magnoliopsida, Lamiales, Phrymaceae.